Cokeromyces recurvatus is the source of this 3453-nucleotide messenger RNA. RefSeq lists its product as uncharacterized. Bases 1 to 3453 code for a protein of 1150 amino acids. The record is from RefSeq and is a predicted model, not a curated record. Lineage: Eukaryota; Fungi; Mucoromycota; Mucoromycetes; Mucorales; Mucoraceae. Gene Ontology annotation, molecular function: catalytic activity. The transcript is spliced from 6 exons.
AUGACGGUACCCUCAAACAAUACUGAGGACCAAUCUCAUGGCCAUUCAAAGAAUUUAAUACGCUCAUAUCGAGACGUAGCUGAACAAGGCUCCUCACUGAAAGUCCCAUCCCGGCCCAUAUUCCCUACCACUGCAAGGAUCGCCGUUUCUCUGGGAAAUCAACAAUACGUCCCAGUCACUGCGAAUCUUAGAUCGAAACCAUCCAUCAUUCAUCGUACUAGUAGUUACAAGCACUCUGUUUUUUAUUGUAUACCUAAGGAACAAAGUUUUUUGAUUACAGAAUUCCAAAAAGCUCGCAAUCUCCGUUUUCCUUUUGGAGUUUGUAUAGGUACCCAUGCUACUGAGGAUAGCCAGGGGAAGAUUAUUGAGGUAGUUUUCGCUAACUCCGACUCCGUUGAGAAUGCUUGUCAAACACCAAUUUCAGUGGGGGAUCAUCAAUUCACGGCAAACUCAAUGGCUACCGUUCCAAAGGGUACUAAUUCAGAGCAACUUAUCACUGAAGGACCAACACCAAUCCCUUCUCACUCUACAAAUACAUCCACUUCGGUUUCAUCUAUGGAUUUCUCGACUGAUGAAAAUGAAGUUCAUGAUCAUACCAUCCUAGAAUACACUAUCAAUAAUCCUGAGAAUACUUCUGGCUCUAUUUUGCAACAGCUUAGUCAAACUCCAGCUCAAUCAGAUCCACAAGCUCAAUUGGCAGGUCAAACUCAAGUAGAGCCUCAUGCUCAAUUGGUUUCUCAAACCCAUGAUCUGCAACAGAAAAACCAUUCGGUAAAUCUCAGUUCUUCUAAUACUUCUACUCUACGAAGAUCUACUCGUUCCACUAAAGAACAAUUUCCUCUCUUACCUGAUUCUUUUCAAUCCAAUACUAUCAAGAUUGCUUCCAUUAACUGUCGCAGUCUUGUCAAAAUUAAUAAUCCUACUACUCGGCAAGAUUUUGUCCGCUUCUUACGAAAAGUAACUAAUCUAGAUAUUCUCACUCUACAAGAAACAAAUGCAUCAUCCUUGGAACUUGAAAAAAUUUUAACUAGUCUUUUCAGAUCUCAACAUACAAUGUGGAGUAAACACUGUGGUAUAGUCUGCCUUAACCCUUUACUUCAGCUCCAACCUAUCUUUAUAUCAACGGAUCAACGUGUUCUCAAAUGUACUGUGUCACAUUCACAACGUAUUUUUGAUCCACUUACCAUUGUCACUAUCUAUGCACCUGCUCAGCCUUCAAAACGUCAAUUGUUUUUUUCUCGUAUACUUGAUUUACCUAUUCUUGUUCCAAAAGGAAUCAGUUUGAAUGAUACUCUUAUCAGUAGUAUCACUCUUCCGACACGCACAAUUAUCACUGGAGAUUUCAACUACAAUGCUCAUGAUGGGUCAUCAAAGUCAUUGACUGGAUCUCAGGGGAUGAGUAAUCAUCAACAACGCUGGCAUCAACAUUUACAAUCAAUUUUCCGUAGUUGUUUAGACCCUGCUAAUAAUUUACCUACUUUUCGUCGGGGACAACAAAUGUCAACCAUUGAUUACAUAUUUUCAUCUUCUGAUUUAUACUAUCAAAAGUUUAAACUAGCAAGAGUGGAAACCCAAAUACAAGGUUUACAAGAAGAAAUGGUAGCUAAUGAUGCCUUACGUGCUCAGAAAUUUUGGAGGGAAACAGGUGAAUCAUCACCUUCUUACCUUAAACGAUCUAUUACCACUCGAUUAACUAAAAGCUUCGUACCAGAACUAACACAUCCAAUUAGUUCAACCUCUUGUACUUCACCGGAAACCUUAACAGAGGCUGCUCGCAUUUUCUAUCAACAGUUAUAUACUCCUGACAAUAUUGACCUACACGCUACUGACCGCUUAGCUCAAGCUAUAGAUCCUUCUUCCACUCUCAAAAAUUUAAUUCAUCAAUAUUCACUCGCUUCUAAUGCGAAAUUGAACUUUGAGAAAACUCAAGCAUUUUCUCUAUCAGGCAAAUCCAAUCAUUAUUGGACUUCCUUUCUGAAUUCACUGUCCUCCCCUAUUACUUCAUGGCAUGACAAACAUCCUCCACAAGCCUUGACAUAUCUUGGUUAUCCUCUUUAUUCAAGUGCAAGUCAGAGAAACCUUGCUGUUGAUCAAUUAAUACUAAAAAUCCAAACUGGUUGUCAAAUUCAUUCCGAACGUAAUCUGUCGGUAAUAGGUCGAACGGUCGUAAUCAACACUCUUCUACUGUCUAAAUUUUGGCAUGUGUUACGUGUGGUUCCCCUCACAAAGUCCCAGAUCGAUCGUAUUCGUGGUAUAUGUGGCGCCUUCCUUAACGCCUCUCGCUUCCCUCGAAUAGCUUAUCGUAAUUUAAUUCCACAUAAACAUCAUGGUGGAUUAGGAGUGCUGGAUCCAAUGGUUCAACAAAUGAAACUGCAUUGGCGUUGGUUGGCAGAUCUCAUUAUUUCACCAACCAUCUUACAACAACCACAAUAUAUAAGUGCCACAUUUUUACACACCAGUAUUCCGUAUAUCAAAUAUGACUCAUUGCCGCCUAGUAAUAUCGAUCAUGCCGAUCUGUCAUUGGCGACUAUGUUAGACCUGGAUUUAGCUUCCAUUAUUACUUCAACUUCCCAGACUCCAUUCAUUUCACAAAAUGAGUCGUUGAGGUUUACAGUAUUCGCUCGAAAUACCUUAGGGAUGUCCAAAGUGAGAGCUAAGGAUUUCUUUAUUAUCGACUUAGAAACUGGUUUACUUCGACAACGUACUGAUCGUGAAACAAGGUAUCCCAGGUUACUCCAUAAAUUUCGAGUCGCUGUUGGCUCGAAUUCCGUUCGACUUUUGUACAAUUUUUCUCGGCACAUGCAUUUCGUACUUCCUGCCCCUGAUCUUCCAGAUGCUGGCUUAUUCCCUAUUGUCGAAACUCAAAUGCCCUUUUUCAUUCGUUUAUUCGAAUCUCCUAAACAUCUUGGUAUUUUGAUACGUGACACUCUGUUUCCUCCUCAAGCAACUACGAAACUUAGUCCUUCUCAAUGGAAUAAAUUUUGGCGUACAUCUCUUCCUCCAGCAGCCCAUACCGUGUGGUUUCGAACAAUUCACGAUAAAAUCCCCACCAAAAGUCUACUUAAUCAUCUAAUUCCAGACACUCAUCCAUCACCUGAAUGCACUCAUUGUCAUCAUCCCGAGGAUAAUCUCAGACAUUUUAUCUAUGAAUGUCCCAUCAAACGGCAUAUCUGGCAUACAACUAUUACUACCUUUUUCCCCAGAGUACAAAUUACUUCUCAACAGCUAUUGUCUUUGUUGUUCUCUCUAGAUUAUGGAGAAUUCAAAGAUUUGACCUCUCCUGUGGCUUCCUCUGUUUCCUUUUUAUCUGUUGUUGGUUGUAUUUUACUCAGCCUGUGGAAAAAUCAUUGGCGAUCGGUUUUCGAUAAGCAUCCUUUUAGUUCCGAUAUUCUUCUUCCUUUUUGCUCGGCUGUCAUUUGGCAAUUACACUUUCAAAAUAAAGCAGACAUAUAA